This is a messenger RNA of Prorocentrum cordatum, 3060 nucleotides long. The record is from the annotation of a GenBank genome assembly. NCBI's taxonomy places the organism in Eukaryota, Dinophyceae, Prorocentrales, Prorocentraceae.
AGUGGGGGCCCGAGCAUGCCAUUGGGCCCCCUGGCCACUCGGCGGCGCGCCUGCAGGUGGGUCAGGGAGACGGCUAUCCGUCGAGACAGCCGGUCAGGGAAGAGCGGCGGGCCCGGUGCGCGGCCCUCGGCGGGCGCCGGCGGGUGCAUCGUCGGCGUCGCCGUGUGCCCCGCCAUGUCCGGGCGCCGCGCAGCCAUGGCGGUGGGCGCCGGCGGCCAGGAUGACUGCUGCCUUCACGACUCUGAGGUUGGUACGGCUUGUUUUUCAGUGGAGACGGUAGCUGGUGCCAUGUGCCGCAAGCUGGCGGAGGAGUUGUUCGUUUCGGAGCGGCGUUUGAAAGAGAUGAAGGGCAAGGACGAAGUCGGCGCGUAUGGCUGGGAAGAGGUUGUUUUCGACUGGUGUCUCGUGCCUCUUUGCCUGCUGCUUGUCGUAUUCCUCAUCUGGUCCUGCUUGAGUCGCGUGUACGACAGGUUUGUCUCCAACAGCGAGGCCAGGCAGUCGUGGGUCGCGCUGUACACUGGCAGUUCCACCAGGACGGGGACACCCCAGCACCCCAGGUUCGUUGCCGCGCUGGAGUUCAUCCAGACCGUGCUCUCUCUACUGAUUGCGAUGCUGUUUAUAGAGAACACCCUAAAUCUGAGGGAGACUGCAAGUAUGCUGCUGUUCCACCAGUGUUCGAGCGUGUUCCUGACAUUCCACUUUUUAUUUCGCGGGCUUCAGAACGAGUUCCUGCUCAGGAGCUGUUUUGACAUCGAGGCGCUUGUGGACAUUUUGACCAUACCCGGGCUCGUGUACAAACGCCACAGUUGGCUGUCCCUGGACUACCUCCGCACUGUCUCGGCCCUGCGCGCGUACGUACGCCUCGAGAGGCUCCUGAAUCUUCACCUGAGCCUCGGGCCCGUCUCGCACGGACUGCUCCACAUGUUUUUGGAGCUCAUGUCUCUGGUGAUGUGCUUUGCUUGUUCAAUAUUUACGCUUGAGGUGCUGGGCGAAGUUCCUGGUAUGCAUGGGGCAUCCCUCACGACUGGCAUGGGAGAAAUCACCGUGUUCAGGAUGAUCUAUUGGAGUAUGGAGACCCUGACCACGGUGGGGUAUGGCGAGUACGUGCCAACAACUUUCUUGUCGAGGUUGUUGACGAUGAUCUGCAUGAUGGGAGGCCUCGUUUUUUUCGCCCAGCAGAUCGGCAAGAUGCAAGACAUCGUCGCCAGCGUGAAGUCCGGUUUUAGAGUUUUCAUGCCAGGCACGUCGAAGCACGUGGUCCUCAUGGGCGGCUGCGUGAGGCAGUUCGACUCGAACCUGCUGGGUGGGUUCUUAAACGAGAUAUACCACCCAAAGAACGAAAAGAGUUGGCCUGACAUUGCUGUCAUGGGCGCCGAGCAAAGCGACCUCAACCAGUUCCGCGCUGCUGUCGAGGACGGUUCGAAGUCAACGGGGGACAAGCUGACCACCUUGUGCACAGUAAGCUUCAAGCGGCACUUCCCAGGGGUGCCUUACCGGGUCGCGCUGCUGGAGGGGAAGUCUUUGGAGCGGGCCUAUGGGGCAGGCAUUCAGGGAAACAGAGUUUUUUCAAUCAACAUGUUCCGUGGGGCGCUGCUUUGUGAGUGCGCCCGUUGCCCCGGUUGGAGCACCAUGGUCGAGCAUUUUCUUACCACAUCUUCGCCGGUCUUAGAGCGCAUACCGAAGGAUUCAUGGCAGUACAAGUAUUUGCAGGGUCGCAGCAUGGGGAUCCAUGGUUUCUUGGCCGCCGACGACUUCUGCGGAAGGCCGGCAAACGAGUUUGUGAAGGAGGCGUAUCGGAGGGGGGGUGCGUGCAUCAUGGCACGCGCACGGCCUUACAGUGAAGGAGGCAGGCACAUGGAGUUGAUGCCAUCAUCGUCCGCAGACGAGCUUGUGACCAAGGAGACUAUAUACUGGGCGAUGUGCUCCAACAGUGAGCUACAGCUGCAAGGGAUCAGAAAGAAGGCGGACCCCCGCGACUGGAAGACCGAUUGGGAAGAGGUGUUCAAGAGGCAGAGAAAAGACGCAUUCAUUGCGAAGCAUGGCAGCGCGGAGUUCCGCCGCGAGUUGGAGGGCAAGUACAAGUCCCAGGGAUCGAGACACGCAAUGGGCCCAAACCAGUCUACCACGGUUGGUAGUCAUGAUGAUGGCCGUUCCCCAAUACGCAGCCACUCCGUGAAUCAGCAAGACGUUCUCGUCCGAUUCGGGGCGACCAUGGAUGAUCGAAGGAUGGAAAUCAUAGAGAAGCAGAAGGACAAAGGGCUCAAUUUUGUGCUCUUGCUGGAUUUCUCGGAGACGUGGGCGGAGGUGAUGGUCUUUCUGAAAACAUGCCGCCAACCACAUCUGCCUGCCAAGAUGCCCGUGAUUGUCCUGAGCAAGACGCCUUUGAGCGAGAAGGAUGUAGAACUGAUCGACUUUGUGAUGGAGCAUGACGACAUUGCGAUUUUCGAAGGGAAUCCAGAGGUGGAGAAGGACUUUGACUUGAUCAGCUGUGGCGCGCUGGACUGCUGCUCGAUCAUCUGCGUGGGGAACGAAUGCCAGAACGACGGCUGUUUUGCAGACGCUGACGUAUUGUUGGCUUAUGGUCUGUUGCACCAGCUGCAUCUGGUCGACAAAACCAUAUUGCUGGAAUUCCAGGAUCCUGAGCACAUGUGUUUGUUGCCCAACGACUACUCUGUUGGACAACGGGACAGCGAUCCGACCAUGGCCGCGACCGAGGACAUCACGGAUGCCGAUUGCACUUACACGUUUGAUCCCCACUUCGUUUCGGGGGAGGUGUUCCUUCCGCGCUUCAUGGGCACCCUCAUGGGGGGCGUUGUCCGCAGCAAGGGCACCGUCGAGCUGAUGCAGCGCCUCUGCAUGCCGUCCCUGCCGCACAUCGAGCAGACCGGCAACCCCGUCGCCGUGUGGCAGAUCCGCGUGCCGCGGGCGCUGCGGGGCCAGAGCUACGGCAGGCUGUUCGGCGAUCUCAUGGGCGAGGACAGACCAGCCCGCCGUGGCGCUCGGGCUCCGCCGGAGUCUGCGGGGCGGACACCAGGGCGUCUCGUGCGCGCCGUCCCGUGA